AGACAAAGGGAGGAAGGAGGCGGGGGUUCCGGCUGUCAGUGGCCGGUGCAGCAGCACAGCAGCUCGGCUACACAACAGGGAGGUAACAGCCCGCUCCCCUGGUCCUCCCCGCUGACACCCGCCCCAACAUGUCCGCCAGGCCGGGAUUCUACCGCCAGGAGCUGAACAAGACGGUGUGGGAGGUUCCGGAGCGGUACCAGAACCUGACGCCGGUGGGCUCCGGAGCCUACGGUUCUGUGUGCUCCGCCUACGACGUGGUCCUGCGGCAGAAAGUGGCGCUGAAGAAGCUCUCCAGGCCUUUCCAGUCUCUGGUCCACAGUCGCCGCUCCUACCGGGAACUCAGGCUUCUCAAGCACAUGAAACACGAGAACGUGAUCGGGCUGCUGGACGUCUUCACACCUGCUUCCACCUUGGAGGACUUCAACCAACUCUACCUGGUGACCAACCUGAUGGGCGCGGACCUCAACAACAUUGUCAAGUUCCAGAGGUUGUCUGACGAGCACGUUCAGUUCUUGAUCUAUCAGCUGCUGCGAGGCCUCAAGUACAUCCAUUCUGCGGGCUUGAUUCACAGAGACCUGAAGCCCAGCAACGUGGCCGUUAACGAGGACUGUGAGCUCCGGAUCCUGGACUUCGGCCUGGCGAGGCAGACGGACGACGAGAUGACGGGCUACGUGGCGACUCGAUGGUACCGAGCGCCGGAAAUCAUGCUCAACUGGAUGCACUACAACCAGAACGGUGAGAGUGAGCGCUCCUCCUACCCGAGACCUUCUGAGGAAGGAAAGAACUUGACGUGUAGGUUUUGUCUUCCAGUCGAUAUCUGGUCAGUGGGAUGCAUCAUGGGAGAGCUGCUGAAGGGGAAAGUCCUCUUUCCCGGCACGGACUAUAUCGACCAGCUGAAGAGAAUCAUGGAGAUGGUUGGAACGCCGACGCCUGAUCUCCUGAAGAAGAUCUGCUCCGAGCAUGCUCAGAAGUACAUCCAAUCUCUGCCUUUCAUGCCCCAGCAAGACCUGGAGAAGAUCUUCAGGGGAGCAAAUCCACUCGCCGUGGAUCUGCUUAAGCGUAUGCUGGUUCUGGACUGCGACGGCAGAAUCUCAGCCAGCGAGGCGCUGUCCCACCCUUACUUCUCUCAGUACCACGACCCGGACGACGAACCAGAGGCGCCGCCUUACGAUCAGACGCUAGAGAGCAAAGACCGCACUCUCGAAGAAUGGAAAGAGUUGGUGUUUGCGGAGGUCAGCGGCUUCAAGGCGUCUGGCGGCAAGACCGGCGGCCUUCAGGCGGAGCACUGACCCACCUGUGCCACACCCCGCUCACCCGCACGGAUCACCUGGACUUCCCGUCAGCCUGAAAGAAGAAAAAUGCCGCCUGCUUCCUCGUUAUUGCAACACUUUUGAUGCUUUCGCCAUUUACACGCUAAGAAUGUACUCCCGCCUGCAUACUGCAUACUACCUAGUGCAUACUGCAUACUGCACACUAAUCCUGCAUGAGUGUACUAUGUCGACACAGCAUCUCACCACAGGUCAGAGGGAGGAAAUGCACCAAAUAAUCAUUUCAUCAACUGAUAAGCGUUGCAGUGAGGAAGUUGUAGUAAACACCGACUGUGCUUUGACUUCCUUUAAGUGUUCACAGUGUGGAUCGUCAACACACCUGGCGUAUUAUUUCUACCGUUUCUAUGUGAAUGUCAUUUUAGCAACACUUUCAAUUGUUUACUGUAUUUGCAGGUGAGCUGCAACUGUCAAGUGUACUUAAAGUAUGCUAACGUGAAUGUGGAGUGUACUUAAAGUACGCUAACAUGGAGUCGACUUAAAGUACGCUAACAUGGAGUCGACUUAAAGUACGCUAACGUGGAGUGUAUUUAAAGUAUGCUAACGUGAACGUGGAGUGCACUUACAGUAUGCUAACGUGAAUGUGGAGUGUACUUAAAGUAUGGUAACGUGAACGUGGAGGGUACUUGAAGUAUGCCAACGUGAAUGUGGAGUGUACUUGAAGUAUGCUAAUGUGAAGUGUACUUAAAGUAUGGUAACGUGAACGUGGAGGGUACUUGAAGUACGCUAACGUGAGCGUGGAGUGUACUUAAAGUAUGCUAACGUGAGCGUGACGUGUACUUAAAGUAUUCUAACGUGAAUGUGACGUGUACUUAAAGUAUGCUAACGUGAAUGUGGAGUGUACUUAAAGGUUGCUAACGUGAACGUGGAGUGUACUUAAAGUAUGCUAACGUGAACAUGGAGUGUACUUAAAGUACAGUAACGUGACCGUGGAGUGUACUUGAAGUAUUCUAACGUGAAGUUUACUUAAAGUAUGCUGACGUUAACAUAGAGUGUACUUAAAGUAUGCUAACGUCAACGUGGAGUGUACUUAAUGUAUGCUAACGUGGAGUGAACUUAAAAUAUGCUAAUGUGAACGUGGAGUGUACUUCAAGUAUGCUAAUGUGAGCGUGAAGUGUACUUCAAGUAUGCUAACGUGAACAGGGAGUGUACUUAAAGUACACUAACGUGACCGUGGAGUUUACUUGAAGUAUGCUAACGUGAAGUGUACUUAAAGUAUGCCGACGUUAACAUGGAGUAUACUUAAAGUAUGCUAACGUGAAUGUGGAGUGUACUUAAAGUACACUAACGUGACCGUGGAGUGUACUUGAAGUAUUCUAACGUGAAGUGUACUUAAAGUAUGCUGACGUUAACGUGGAGUGUACUUAAAGUAUGCUAACGUCAACGUGGAGUGUACAUAAUGUAUGCUAACGUGGAGUGAAUUUCAAAUAUGCUAACGUGAACGUGGAGUGUACUUCAAGUAUGCUAAUGUGAGCGUGAAGUGUACUUAAAGUGUGCUAACGUGAAUGUGGAGUGUACUUAAAGUAUGCUAACGUGAACGUGGAGUGUACAUACUUAAAGUAUGCUAACGUGAACGUGGAGUGUACUUAAAGUACACUAACGUGAACGUGUAGUGUACUUGAAGUAUGCUAACGUGAAGUGUACUUAAAGUAUGCUGACGUUAACGUGGAGUGUACUUUAAGAAUGCUAACGUGAACGUGGAGUGUACUUAAUGUAUGUUGACAUGAACAUGGAGAGUACUUAAAGUAUGCUGAAGUGGAGUGUACUUAAAGUAUGCUAAUGUGAACGUGGAGUGUACUUAAAGUAUGCUAACGUGAACGUGGAGUUUACUUAAUGUAUGCUAACAUGAACGUGGCGUGUACUUAAAGAAUGCUGAUGUGGAGUGUACUUAAAGUAUGCUAACGUGAACGUGGAGUGUACUUAAAGUAUGCUUACGUGAAAGUGGAGUGUACUUACAGUAUACUAACGUGAAUGUGGAGUGUACUUGAAGAAUGUGAACGUGGAGCGUACUUAAAGUAUGCUAACGUGAAGGUGGAGUGUAUUUCUAGUAGUGUACUUAAAGUGUACUAACGUGAACGUGGAGUGUACCUGAAGUAUGCUAACGUGAACUUAAAGUAUGCGAUGUUACGUCGUCUGGAUUUUAAACGUGUAUGUUUUCCUUUUUAUAUUCUGUGUGUUACUUUUGGUCUUAUAAACAUUUGAUCACCAAA
Molecule: messenger RNA, 3535 nt
Organism: Nerophis ophidion (straightnose pipefish)
Lineage: Eukaryota; Metazoa; Chordata; Actinopteri; Syngnathiformes; Syngnathidae
Gene: mapk11
Product: mitogen-activated protein kinase 11
Exons: 11
Coding region: 129-1289 (386 amino acids)
Biological process (GO): intracellular signal transduction; protein phosphorylation
Cellular component (GO): nucleus; cytoplasm
Molecular function (GO): MAP kinase activity; ATP binding
Source: RefSeq, a predicted model, not a curated record